UUUCCAUGGGAACGCCUUCCCUCGGGUCCACGGCGCGGGGGUACCCGAACCCAUCCGCCCGCAGUGCGCACGCGCGGCCCGGCCUAGGCGCGCUCUCUUCCGCCCGGGGCCUGGCAGCAGCGAGAGAAGCCGGGACCGGGAUUUGGACCAGGCCCCUGACCCGGCCCAGCAUCACCCACUCUGCAUAUCCAGCGCUUGGGCCGAGGCCAUUCAAGGUUCAGCCAUGACAAGCUCUCCUGUCUCCAGGGUUGUAUACAAUGGGAAACGGAACAGCAGUCCUCGCUCUCCAAGCAAUAGCAGCGAGAUCUUCACUCCUGCUCAUGAGGAGAAUGUGCGCUUCAUCUAUGAAGCAUGGCAGUGUGUGGAACGCGAUCUUCGUAAUCAGAUGGCAGGUGGUGAGCGAGGACUUGUGGAAGAAUAUGUGGAGAAGAUGCCAAACCCCACUUUGAAGGCAUUCAAACCUGUUGACUUGAGUGACCUAAAGCGGCGGAAUACACAGGACGCUAAGAAAUCCUAAGUGGCUUGGUCUGGCCCAGCCCCAAGUGCUGGCUUGUGGCCACCGGUACAUGAAUUUGAUGACUUUGUGUUGGUUUCCUCCUUUGAUCUGGAUCACGCCUGGGGUUGGCUUUGAAUUUCCUAGGAAGGAUUGGCUUCUUGCUCCUCCUUCAGCAGGCAUAGGCAGCCUGCCUUCAUUCUACAGUUGGGCCCAGGAUUUCUCUUUUUCCUUAGUAAAUGACAUUUUGCUCUGGUAAUGAUUGAGAAGUUGAUAUGUGUCCCAUCUGAUUAGGAGUGUGGAAUAAGGCAGAAGAAUCGGGAGCAAUCAGGCCUACUCUCUCCCUAUAGUCAUCUCUCUCUCUUUUAUUAAAGAUUUUAGCACUAAAAGAUAGUAGAGAGGGAAAGGGGGGAAAGAAAGAGAAAGGAAGAAAAGAAAGCAAGAAAUGGAUUACUCCCAUUUGUCCUUUUACAUAUUACAACAGAUAUACAUAUUACAUAAUUAUUCAUGCCUCACUCUGUAAUAUUAAUGCAGUUUUUCUUUUUCUAAAAUGAAUUCCUCCUAAUUAACAAUACCAAAAGUUACUACGUAAUUUUCUUUUUUGCAAAAAGUCCAUAAGGGGUUUCCUAUUUGUCGCUAAUGACCUUUCUCUAAUCAGCAGGGCAGUUGGUCCAUUACAGCUAAAUAUAUCAGUUUCUCCCACAGACUCCUCCAUAAUAUUGAGUUCUUCCAUCUUUGAGUAUACAACGAUUUCUUCUGCCAUGGUCAUAUACUGGAGCAAUCUUCCAUAUGACUUUACACCUAAUAAUCCCAAAACAAGCAGUUCUGAUUUUAAUCAAGUGUUAGUCUUUAAAA
This is a messenger RNA of Anolis sagrei ordinatus, 1348 nucleotides long. RefSeq names its product MAPK regulated corepressor interacting protein 1 (gene MCRIP1). NCBI's taxonomy places the organism in Eukaryota, Metazoa, Chordata, Lepidosauria, Squamata, Anolidae. The record is from RefSeq and is a predicted model, not a curated record.